AUGGCUGAAAAUGAUGAAAAAGCCAUGUUCUCGGCUAGCGAUGUUGUCCAAGACCACAAUACCUUAACAACGGACCUCCCCCGGGUCGAAGAACUACCGCUACCCAAAGACUUUGCAUGGGGCACAGCUACAGCAGCAUAUCAGGUUGAAGGAGGCGCGUCUCAGGAUGGCAAGGGGCCGUCAAUCUGGGACACUUACUCCCAUCUGGAACCCUCUCGCACCAACGGGGAAAACGCUGAUGUUGCUUGCGACCACUACAACCUCGCGGAAGAAGACGUCAAGUUGAUGGUAUCUCUGGGAGUUGAUGUAUACCGCUUCUCCAUCUCCUGGUCUCGGGUCAUUCCCCUAGGGGGACGUAAUGACACGGUCAAUGAAAAAGGAAUCGCUUUUUACAGCAAUUUGAUUGAUCAACUCCUGGCUCAUGGUAUUGAGCCUGUUGCGACCCUCUACCACUGGGAUGUACCCCAGGCACUCUACGACCGAUAUGGAGCGUUCUUAAAUACCAAGGAGUUCCAGGCAGACUUCAAACAUUACGCACGCCUGUGCUUUACCCGAUUCGGUGACCGUGUUCAGAAAUGGGUGACUUUCAACGAACCAUAUAUAAUCUCCAUCUUCGCCUAUUUGAAUGGAACCCUUGCUCCAGGUCACUGUCGCGAGGCUGGAACGGACACGAAAACAGAGCCGUGGCGCGUUGGGCACACUGUCAUUCUCUCACAUGCGGUUAUAGUCCAGAUGUAUAUGGAUGAAUUUCAUCCUUUGCAGAAAGGACAGAUGUCUAUUGUACUCAAUGGACACUUCUAUGAGCCGUAUGAUGACCAGAGCGCACUCGAUCGAAUUGCUGCGGAACACCGGCUCAUCUUUUAUAUUGGUUGGUUUGGAGACACUGUGUUCCUUGGACAAGAUUACCCACCGGUGAUGCGAGCCUAUCUUGGCUCUCGAUUGCCUGAAUUCACACCAGAAGAACGCCAACUUCUCGCACACACGGCCCCGAUGAAUUCAUUCUACGGAAUGAACCAUUAUUCCACCAAGUAUGCCCGUGCCUUGUCUGAUCCCCCAGCCGAGGACGACUGGUCUGGUAAUAUCGAAGAACUGCCCACCAACAGCCGUGGAGAAGAGGUCGGGCCUGUCACAGGCGUAGCCUGGCUUCGGGUGGCACCAGAUGGGUUCCGGAAGCUACUAAACUGGGUUUGGAACCGUUAUCAUCUACCCAUCAUUGUUACUGAAAAUGGAUGCCCGUGCCCAGGAGAGGCCGUGGUGUCGACAGCCGUCAAAGAUGUGCUUCGGCAACAGUAUAUUGGAUUGUACUUGGAUGCCAUCUCACGCGCCAUUUAUGAAGAUGGAGUUCCGGUACACGGAUAUUAUGUAUGGAGCUUGAUGGACAACUAUGGUAAGCUUUCCUUCGAACAAUGGAAUUCUCAGGCUAAUAUUCCUCAGAGUGGUCUGCUGGCUACGGAACUCGAUUCGGCAUUGUUCACGUUGAUUUCAACACUUUGGAACGGACGGUGA
Penicillium expansum is the source of this 1506-nucleotide messenger RNA. Its product is annotated as glycoside hydrolase family 1 protein. Gene Ontology annotation, molecular function: beta-glucosidase activity. The transcript has a single exon. Gene Ontology annotation, biological process: carbohydrate metabolic process. The record is from RefSeq and is a predicted model, not a curated record. Lineage: Eukaryota; Fungi; Ascomycota; Eurotiomycetes; Eurotiales; Aspergillaceae. The coding region runs from base 1 to 1506 and encodes 501 amino acids.